Molecule: messenger RNA, 2296 nt
Organism: Salarias fasciatus (jewelled blenny)
Lineage: Eukaryota; Metazoa; Chordata; Actinopteri; Blenniiformes; Blenniidae
Gene: cfap20dc
Product: CFAP20 domain containing
Exons: 16
Coding region: 1-2214 (737 amino acids)
Source: RefSeq, a predicted model, not a curated record
AUGUUCAGAAAUAAUUAUCAGGGUGGAGCUGUGGUGGAGAUCUUCAGCGGGCAGGGAAAAGACCCUGUGGCUAAGUGGAAACUUUAUGGAGGACCCUCGGCCAUACAUAAAGAGUAUAAUAAAGAAGUGAAAGGAUUUGUUUACUGUCUGGAUGGGAGCAGCCAGACAGUCAAGAUGCAAAUGCCGGAGAAUGCCAAAAUGUCUCUUGGGCUUCUUCAAAGAUUUUUGGUGCUUCAAGUAAAUAUACCUCAAUGCAGUGAUUUUUCCACUGAGCUCUUAGUAACUGAUUCAGAGCAUCUUAAAAGAAGACUGCAUUUAUCAACAUUGCAUAAAGAGUUGUCUGCCACACCUCUGCAUGCAAGGAUACCUUUAUUUGGACUAAAACGCAACAUUUGGUCUACUUUGUGCAUCGACCUUGUAUCGUUGACCAGUGAGCUGUUCAAGGGAUUCCUGACUCUGGAUGGCAUCACUUUGUGUGCUACCUGUAAAGUCCGGAGAAUAUUCACAAUGAAAGCAGAGCCUAGGGUAACAUCAGAUCAUGACAUGUCCCUAUCUGGAGCCAGUCUGGUGGACUUGAUUCCUCGCAGUUGCCAGUACCCGCCAGAUGUGAACCAAGUCAUUCAAGUGUUGAAGAUAGAGAAUUUACCAAAGGCAGAUAUGAAGACUGGCGUUUGUAACUCUGACUGUGUUUCCACUGGCAAAUCAAGCAGCUAUCGAAGGAGUGGGUCCCAGGUUGUUGUACACACAGCCUCAGGGUCUAGAGCUUCAGGACCGGCCUCUCAGACUGGAAGAAAAGGCAAUGCAACCUCAGACAGAGUCUUUACUCACAAUACGGCACCUCCAUCUGAUAGAAUGAAACAAAAGGCAACGGUGGAGAGUCAGAACAUCUCCGACAUGGGGGAGAAUGUAUCAAAUUUGCAUGAAGGAGCAUCCGGCAGCUUACAACCCCGUCCACCCCGUAAGAGGCCAUUCAACAAGCAACAGUCGAAGAAGCCGUGGGUCCUUAGUGCAUGGAGAGACGACCCGGCAUCAGCAGAUGAGAGUAUCUGCAGAGCUGCCGAGGAAGGUUCAGGUGUCACUUCCAUACCGGCGGAAUUUCGGCUCCGCUCGAUCCAGACGGGUUUGUCUCCUGACCUGCAGGUCUGGAGCAGCUGGGAGAGUAAUGAGGGGUCCGAGCCCCCGCUCGGUCUGCAAGAGGAGGUGUUCACUUUCUCAUCCCCGCCUCACUCGCCCAGACGAGGGCAGGGGCAGAGUGACCAGGGGAGGAUGGAAAUGGGAGACGAGCAAGUUCACAGUAAAAGUCAGGGGCGCUGUGUUGCCCAGCCUGAAGACGACUUUAUCGGGAGUGAAAGUGAUGAGGACAACAGCUACACUGCGUUGCAGCAUCAAGCGAAAACCAGAGUGUCCAACUCUGCUCCACCCAGAACGCCUGCAGCAGCUAUGGAAGUGCAAGAGGAUUUACAAUCUUUUACCUUGAACCAAACAUCACAGAGGGUGCCGUCUAACACCAGCGUGCCGGUUCCACCCAGGGAGAGAGCUGCAGCGCCUGGGUUGGUCCCCACGCGCUGCCUCUCACCCAGCAGGCACCAUCACAAGUGUUUUCCCAGAGAGUCGGAGGAGGGAAACUUACACCAGAACGCCAGCAUCUCAGUUUGCAGAGGACUCCUACAAGAAGUGAAACUGAAUGACUCCAAGCAGCACAAGGAAGAAGACGUUGAGGCGCUUAUUGAUUCCAGUCAUUACAACGUACACCUGCUUGGCAGUCCACGGAUGCAUGGGGAUGAUGAUGAGGAGCUCCGAAUGCUGGCGAGCUUAAAGAGGGAGCAGGAAGAAGAUGAGUGUAGAGCCUCGGGCUUCAGUGCAUCCCAGAUCCACCAGUGCAAUGUCAGCAUCAGCAUGAGCAGCGACGACACCUCGACAUGGACUCACAUCUCAAUGCCAGCUAAUCAGGGACACCACUAUCAAAAGGAAAUGAACCCCCUCCUCCAGUCGAACCCCAGGGAAUGGAUGGACGUGCUUAGCCCUCCUAUUAUGCCCCCCAGCCAGCAGAGAAGGUCAGGCAACACACCGACUGGCGGCGAGAGUCUAGUCCGAGGACGGAACAAGUCGCUGAGUGAGGAAGAGAACGAGGAUGACUAUUUGAAUCUGCUCUAUGAUCCUUGCCUGAAAUGCUAUUUUGAUCCAAAGACGGGGAAGUACUAUGAACUGGCUUGAUUAGAAUCAAAAUUAAUAAAAAUCUAUUGAUGGCGAAUAAAUGACUUCUUCUUCUUUGACUCUGAGCUUUUCCUCAUUCAUA